Messenger RNA from Eremothecium gossypii ATCC 10895, 672 nucleotides. It is a transcript of the gene VPS24, whose product is annotated as ESCRT-III subunit protein VPS24. The transcript has a single exon. Gene Ontology annotation, cellular component: multivesicular body; ESCRT III complex. NCBI's taxonomy places the organism in Eukaryota, Fungi, Ascomycota, Saccharomycetes, Saccharomycetales, Saccharomycetaceae. Gene Ontology annotation, biological process: late endosome to vacuole transport; endosome transport via multivesicular body sorting pathway; protein transport. Bases 1 to 672 code for a protein of 223 amino acids. The record is from RefSeq and is marked provisional.
AUGAACUUCAUCAAGACGGCCAUCUGGGGAGUCGAUCCGCGUGAGCAGCACCGCAAGCUGAAGGCCAUCUUGCGGAAGAACCAGCGGCAGCUUGACAAAUCGCUGCGUGAGCUGGCAGCGCUGAAGGGGAAGACGCAGGUGCUGAUCAAGAAGUCUGCGAAGACGAACGACGUCAAGACGGUGCGGAUAUACGCCAAGGAGCUGUACCAAAUCAACAAGCAGUACGAUCGGAUUUACACGUCGAAGGCGCAGCUGCAGUCUGUGGGGAUGAAAAUAGAGGAGGCGUUCCACAUGAACAAAAUGCAGCAGACCAUGGCGCAGAGCGCUGGGCUGAUGAGGGAGGUGAACUCGCUCGUGAGCGUGCCGCAGCUGCGCAGCACGAUGAUGGAGCUGGAGAAGGAGCUGCUGCGGUCCGGCAUUGUCAGCGAGAUGGUGAACGACUCGCUGGAGAACAUCGACAUGACCGUCGACGACGAGGAGGUGGACGAGCAGGUGGAGCAAAUCGUGAUGCAGUACACCGGUGCCAAGUUCAAUGCUGUUGAUAACGUGCCAGAAACGCAGCUGGAACGGCAGGAUGCCCUGGAGGAGGUGGUCCCCGAGGAAGACAUCAAAGACGAGGCGGACAACAUGUUGCGCGAGAUGCGCGAACGACUCAAUGCACUGCAGGGCUGA